This is a messenger RNA of Phalacrocorax carbo (great cormorant), 3057 nucleotides long. NCBI's taxonomy places the organism in Eukaryota, Metazoa, Chordata, Aves, Suliformes, Phalacrocoracidae. The record is from RefSeq and is a predicted model, not a curated record.
GGAGGUGACAGCUCAGCGGGGCCGGGACGCUCCCGCCACGGACACGCCCCGCUCGGCCGCCGGGCCCCGCCGCUUCCUCGUGUGCCAGCCUGGUUCCGGCGGGGGCCCGGGCCCGCCGCGCCCCGGAUCGCCCCGCUUCGCCCCGGCCCGGGCACCGGGAGCAGUCGGCCUCCGCCGCACCAAGCCCGGCGGCGGGGAGCCCGGGGAGCCGCGGAGCAGGACCGGCCCGGAGGUUCUUCAGGACAGAGACAUCCCAGCUCCAAGAUGAGCCCCUAAGCAGCGAAGAGCUAUCACCUGUGCAGUACGUGAAGCACGACCAGGGCGUCACAGAGCACCGCAGAGAAACCAACCUUUGCUCCAAGUACCGUAAUAUGUUUUUUCUAUCCAUGGUGCUUCAGUCCAUCAUCUGGGCCACCAGUUGAUGAAAUGGCACAGAGCACCGAGCUCCAACCAAGUUUUGAGGAUGUUUUGAAUAUUCUAUCCCAGAUCCCACAAGAUAAACUCCUUAGCCUCAAAUAUAAACUGAAGCACUUGAUAUUUGGGCCCAGCAGCAAAUUACUGCAAGCCAUGGUCCUGCUUACUCUGGGACAAGAAGUGGAUGCAAAAAUUUGUUUGGAAGCCUUGCAAGAUAACCAGGCAGCCCAGUAUGUCCACCAGACCAAACUGGGCACUGCAGGAGUGCAGGAAGAGGGGGAGGAUCUGCAGCCUCCCCAGCUGGAUGCAGAUGCCAUGGUGCUUCUGGCAGAGAUCUACUCAGUGUUGGUGAAGGAAAAACUGUGCAGUCGUGAAGCCAUGGACAAAGCCUGCCAGGCUGCCACCAAAGCCUGCAACGCCAGCAAGGAAGCUCAGGGGGACACGCUCAACGGCAUCCCAGCUGAGGACCAGGAAAAACACGGCUCUGCUAUCAGCAUGAGCCCAGGUGACAAAUUUCAGGCACUGAGAUCUGAUGAGUGUGUAAGAUUUCUCCAGACGGCCAGCCCAAACUACGUGGUGAGAAGUUCUCCAGUGCAGAUCAGAGGCAACUCGGACCUUUCAGGCCCACAGACCUUGCGCUCCUCAGGGAGUCCCUCUUUCCCCAGUCACUUUGAGAUCAGUGUGUCGCCAACAGUUGCUUUUCACACCGAGCCUGCUUCCCACGAGCGUGUCCCCCAGCACAGCUGGCUGUGUGAAGGGAGGACGAGCGGUGCUGGUCAGCCUGAUGGGGACAGAGCAAGCCAUGGCCUGCAGGAAACGAGCUGGACCAGCAGACCCAGCUCUCAUCCCAGGCAGGACACAGGUGCCCAAGUCCCCCAACCAGAGAAGGUUCUGCAGGUCAGUUCAUGUCAUCCACCUCUCCCCAUUCCUGAAACGCAGCUGCCCACGCUGGGUGCUGUGAACCAACCUGUUGAAAGUAGUGAUGUUUCCAGCACAGUGGCAGCAGAAUCUCACGCACCAAAAGAAAACACAGACAAAAAGCAAGAUGAAAAGCAAUUAUCUACAUGUCUCCCUGACUCAAGAGCUACAGCGAAUACUGGUCCUGCCCACAUGCCCAUGGAGGACUCCUCUGUUCCAGCAGGCAUUCCUUCUAACUCUGCAUCUGCUUCCAUUUCAACCAGUUCCCUUCCUCCUCCUACCUAUUCCUCCUCCUCAACCCUUCCCCCUCCUCUUCAGGGACCCCAUUCCAACUUAUAUCCCCCUCACCUCCACUUAUCCCCCUCUCCAGCCUGGCCUCCUCUUCAAACUCUAGAACCAGUGCCCACAUCAGAGCCAGAUGGUGGGAAGUUCUUCACUUUUGUUGUCCUGCAUGCUAGUGAAGAUGAGGUUGUUGCCCAUCGAGUCAAGGACCGGCUGGAGAAGAUGGGGGUUCCCAAUGGUGCCACACUCUGUGAGGACUUCUUCAUUGCCGGACGCAGCCAUCUGACUUGCUUCCAGGAUGCUAUGGAAAACUCUGCUUUCAUCAUCCUUCUGCUGACCAAGAACUUCCCAUGCGACCUGUGUAUGUUUCAGACAAACGCUGCUCUGAUGGAGUCCAUCCUGAAACCAUCCAAGCGCGACUCAGUCAUCCCUUUCGUGCCCAAGGAGAACCCCCUGGAGCGGAGCCAGAUUCCCAGCACGCUUGGCGGGCUGAUGCCCUUGGAUGAGAACUCUCCUGGAUUCUCCAGGACAGUGCGGAACACCUUUACCACCAGCAGGAUCAAUGAGAGGAAAGCCACCUGGAACCUGAUGCAGAGAAGGAAACUCCAGCUGUAUCAGGAACAGUAUCAAACACUGCAGAACUUAGCUGCUCUGAACCUUGGCUCCCUUGCCCAGGUGCCUCCAUCAGCAACAUGGCCGCAGCUGCUGGAGCAACCACCCCGACAGUGGUGCCCCCCUGCUUUGACUGUCCUUCCUGCCACAUACCCACCUCCCCCCGCUGGCUACCCCAUGCCUGCUCAGAUGGGUGCCCCUCCUUUCCAACCGCUUCAUUUCCCGUCAGGCCACUACAACAUGACGCAUGGUCCAGGAGGCAUCCCGCCCCUCAUCAUUCAACAUGCUCGAAUGGUUCAGAUUGGGAACCACAACACGAUGCAGGUAGAAACUGUCACACCAGGUCCACAGGACAGUGAGAAAGAAACCAGGUAGAAUGCUUGAUCAGAGAUACAGUGGGUCAGCCAAGGCUGGAAACACUCACACUUAGUUUCAAACCCUAGAUUAUAGUGAUUCUGCUAGGACUGGGACCAUUCUUAUUUCAUUGUGGGUAAACGGUGCCACUUCCUUGGAGCACGGGAGAAAAUUACCUUCUUUUUUGAUGGACAAAAGAAGUUGCAAUCUCUUGAGACUGCUUUCAUAGAAUCAUAGAAUCGUAGCAUGGUUUGGGUUGGAAGGGACACUUAGAGGCCAUCUAAUCCAACCCCCCUGCAGUGAGCAGGGACAUCUUCAACUAGAUCAUGUUGCUCAGAGCCCUGUCCAACCUGACCUUGGAUGCUUCUGGGGAUGGGGCCUCCACAACCUUCUUGUACUUAUUUUCAAGUGGAAAAACCCUUUUCCUGAUCUUCUGAGACUAUUGGGAGGUUUUAUAAAUAAAUUAUCAUUAAUUAA